This is a messenger RNA of Alternaria triticimaculans, 1404 nucleotides long. RefSeq lists its product as uncharacterized. Lineage: Eukaryota; Fungi; Ascomycota; Dothideomycetes; Pleosporales; Pleosporaceae. The record is from RefSeq and is a predicted model, not a curated record. The transcript is spliced from 3 exons. The coding region runs from base 1 to 1404 and encodes 467 amino acids.
AUGGCUACGUUGAGAGCAGCUACUACCUUGCCAGGAGACCUGGCUUCUUUGCUGAGCGCAGACAACGGAGUGCUUGCCCACGUGCGCUUCAUUGACAUCGACACCGAAAUGAAGGGAAAUGUGGAAUUCGACCCAAAUUCCGAAUUUGGACUUGUCGUCAGACUCAUUAUCGGCGCUCUCACAAAGAACUGUCUUACGGGUAUCAGUAUCGGCAUCAGGAUCAAGAUGUCUAUCGUGCUCAGUCUUCUGCAAAACCAGCAUUCGCUCGAAGUACUUGGGCUUCGAAGUAUCAUUCCCGAUGAAGGCGCCGCUCUCAAUAUGAGUCUUGCAUCACAUGGUUCUUGGAUUACACCCAUACUCGGCGACAUCCGGAGGCUCCGAAUUCCCCUCUCCGUUCAGGAUCCCCACGCAUACGAGAAUAGCGCCUACCUUCUCAAGAGCACACCAAACCUACGGUCAUUAUGCCUCAAAGGCGCAAGUAAGGCUGCCUCACUUCUGGACGACUUGCAUGAGCACGAUGUUUUCGGAGGGCCGUAUACUGAGGAGGCAGCUAUAUCGACUCCACAGCUGCGUACCCUUCACCUACUAUGGCUAGAGUUCAGGCCAUACCCCGCAUCUCUUUUUAAAUGCAUCAACUUCUCUAAUAUUCGCAUCCUCUAUAUCACCCAAUGCCGCAAUACCGAAGCCUUCCUCACUGCUCUCGUCGCAACAGUCCCGCAAGCCACCGCGCUGAGAGAGUUAGAGAUAUCACUGAGACGUAAGGGGGUACCGCUAGACAGGGACACACGAGCAAUUGAGGCCCUGGUGUCUUCCGCUCCCUCACUGGUGAAGGUGUGGUUAGAUGUGGGCAGGGGGCGUGCGGUUGACGUAUCGUGUUUGAGUGGACAAAGCAAGUCCUUGCGUCAGCUGACUCUGGCGGCUUCAUCCAAAUUGCAACCACCAGCCCACUACACCGUCUCCGACCUUGCUAAAAUACUCGCUCAGGCGCCUGAUUUAGAAAAGCUGGCAGUCAACCUCUGUCCGGUCAGUCUUGGUCCUGUACAGUACCUAGCUGCCAAGUUCAAGUUGCCUGCGCAAGCUGGUGAAGAACACGGUGAGCUGACGUCUUAUCUGGACCGUGUCACUCUUACGGAAGAAUAUGUUCACACCUCGCAGGUGAUGAUGCAAAAAUUCGCGAAGGAAGUCUUUCGCUACCUCGCCCAACAUGGAUCCAAACUCAGAACCUUGGUCGUCUCACCUGACGGUUUGGACGGCAUGGAACGGCCUAGCUUCGACGACGAUGGCCACCGAUGGCCGCGAUACUUCUACUCAUAUGGAUCAGUCUGGAGUAUACGUGGAGAGCACGUUGUAGCCGUUCCGGUACAUAUGACGGAUGUUGAAUUCUGCGAUCGCGCCACCAGAUAA